UUUAGCCAAACCAUGAUACCCUCACCACCAACACCAACAUUAUUAUCAAACUCUCCAUAUAUCCAUGGUUCUCAUGUAGUACCCCAAUAUUCCCCCCAAUUACAAAAUACUUUAAAUUUUUAUAACACCCCACAACAAAACUCACAAAACAGCAACAAUAAUCAACAAACACCUAAUCUUUAUAAUGAAAAAAUUAAUAACUUUAACAAUUUCAACAAUUCAAAUAACAAUGCAAUGGUACCACCAUCAAUAAAUAAUUUAAAUAAUAAUAAUAGCAAUAAUAAUUUAAAUAUAAAUAACAAUAAUAAUAGUAAUAGUAGUAGCAAUAAUUCAUUUCAACAAAACAAUUUUAUAAAUAGUAGUAGUGAUUCGAUUUAUGGUGGAUUAACAUCUUCAGUUUCCUCAACAACUUCAACAACAGGAUUUGGAUAUAAUGGAAUUGAAUCACCACCAACAAUGGAUAUAAUGGAUGAUGAUAUUGAAGAUCAAUUAAGAGAAUAUAUCGCACCAGUUAUAUGGGGAAUGAUGGAUAACUAUGGAAGAGAACAAUUUUAUAAUGCAAUUGUAGAAUUUAUAAAUGAAGAAAUAUCAUUUAGAAGUUUAUUGUUAGAGUUAAGAGUUAUUGCUGUUAUGGAUGUAAAUUAUAAAUCGAUUUUUCAAUUUUUAGUCGAUUUAUUUUUAUCGAUAGAACCAAACCAUAAAAUGGUAAAUUAUUUAAGAGACAAUGGUGUCGAAGAAAAUGAAUUUAAUAUCGAUUUGAAAUCAUUAGAAUUAACCAACGACGAUCAAAAUCAAAAAAAGAAAAGAGAGAGAAUCAGAAAGAGUGUAAGCAGAGGUUUAAGAAACCCACCAAACAAAUGGUCCAAAGAAGAAAGUCAAAAACUAAUUCAAUUAGUUCACGAGCAUGGUGAUAAGCAAUGGAAAAAGAUUGCACAUCAAAUAGGUGGAGGUAAAACAGGUGCACAGUGUGCUCAACAUUGGAAACGUGUAUUAUGCCCUGCCAUUAGAAAGGGUUCUUGGGAUGAAGAUGAAGAAUCAAAACUAUUUAGCUUAGUUGAAAAGCAUGGUCAAAGUUGGAAAAAUGUUGCAAGUGAAAUUCGUACCCGUACUGAUAUCCAAUGUCGUUACCAAUACUUUAAAUCAUGUAUGUCAAGAGAGGUUCAAUGGUCUGCAAGAGAAGAUGAAAUAUUACAAAAGAAAGUUUCCGAAAAUAAUCAAGAUGGUAGAGAAAUAUCUUGGAUGGAUGUAUCAAAGGCAAUGGCAAGAGGUAGACAAACCAAAAUACCAAGAACCGCUUUAGAAUGUAAAACCCGUUGGCAUCAAAUUAAUUUUGGUGGCCCUGCUAUAUCGACUCCACAUAUUGACAUCUCGCAAUCACCAUCAUUAAACGCACUAUUACAAUCUGAUUCAAAUUGUUAUUAA
Molecule: messenger RNA, 1422 nt
Organism: Dictyostelium purpureum
Lineage: Eukaryota; Evosea; Eumycetozoa; Dictyosteliales; Dictyosteliaceae
Gene: mybC
Exons: 1
Source: RefSeq, a predicted model, not a curated record